Molecule: messenger RNA, 7083 nt
Organism: Globicephala melas (long-finned pilot whale)
Lineage: Eukaryota; Metazoa; Chordata; Mammalia; Artiodactyla; Delphinidae
Gene: CELF2
Product: CUGBP Elav-like family member 2
Biological process (GO): regulation of alternative mRNA splicing, via spliceosome; mRNA splice site recognition
Cellular component (GO): nucleus; cytoplasm; ribonucleoprotein complex
Molecular function (GO): mRNA 3'-UTR binding
Source: RefSeq, a predicted model, not a curated record
GCAGUGCAGUGUAUUAAUGUAAAAAUAUGCUUAGACAACAUAACUUGUCAGAGAGGAUUAUUUCUACUUAGUGGAUCUGCAGGAGCCCCUUUGCUCUCCCAUUCAGAAUUUGACUAGAGAAGAGAGUGGGGAGAGAAGGAAAGGGAGAGAGAGGGAGGGAGAGAGACGGGGAGCGCACAUUAGUGAACAGCUACUGUGGCAUUGAUGUUGGAGCGCACUUCUGAACUGGCUUUUGUUGAGACUAUCAGUGUAUCUGUGCAGAAAGCAUGCGCUGUCCCAAAUCCGCUGUUACUAUGAGAAAUGAAGAGCUGCUUUUAAGUAACGGCACAGCCAACAAGAUGAACGGCGCUUUGGAUCACUCAGACCAACCAGACCCAGAUGCCAUUAAGAUGUUUGUCGGACAGAUCCCCCGGUCCUGGUCGGAAAAGGAGCUGAAAGAACUUUUUGAGCCUUACGGAGCUGUCUACCAGAUCAACGUCCUCCGGGACCGGAGUCAGAACCCUCCCCAGAGUAAAGGUUGUUGUUUCGUAACAUUUUAUACAAGAAAAGCUGCACUUGAGGCCCAGAAUGCACUGCACAAUAUUAAAACUUUACCUGGGAUGCAUCAUCCCAUUCAGAUGAAACCUGCAGAUAGUGAAAAAUCAAACGCCGUGGAAGACAGAAAAUUGUUCAUAGGAAUGGUUUCGAAGAAAUGUAAUGAGAACGAUAUCCGGGUGAUGUUCUCUCCAUUUGGCCAGAUAGAAGAAUGCCGGAUCCUCCGGGGACCUGACGGGCUGAGUCGAGGCUGUGCGUUUGUCACAUUUUCUACAAGGGCAAUGGCACAGAAUGCAAUCAAAGCCAUGCAUCAGUCUCAGACCAUGGAGGGCUGCUCUUCACCGAUUGUGGUGAAGUUCGCUGACACUCAGAAGGACAAGGAGCAAAGGCGUCUCCAGCAGCAGCUGGCGCAGCAGAUGCAGCAGCUCAACACUGCCACCUGGGGGAACCUGACGGGUCUGGGCGGCCUCACCCCGCAGUACCUGGCGCUUCUGCAGCAGGCCACCUCCUCCAGCAACCUGGGUGCAUUCAGUGGCAUUCAGCAAAUGGCUGGCAUGAAUGCUUUACAGUUACAGAACCUGGCAACGCUGGCGGCGGCUGCAGCCGCAGCCCAGACCUCAGCCACUACCACCAAUGCAAAUCCUCUCUCCACCACGAGCAGCGCCCUAGGAGCCCUCACCAGUCCCGUGGCUGCUUCAACCCCCAACUCCACUGCUGGUGCGGCCAUGAAUUCUCUGACCUCUCUCGGGACUCUGCAAGGACUGGCAGGGGCCACUGUCGGACUGAACAACAUUAAUGCACUAGCAGUUGCUCAAAUGCUCUCAGGUAUGGCGGCUCUGAAUGGAGGACUUGGCGCCACGGGCUUGACGAAUGGCACGGCGGGCACCAUGGACGCCCUCACCCAGGCCUACUCAGGGAUCCAGCAGUACGCGGCCGCGGCGCUGCCCACGCUGUACAGCCAGAGCCUGCUGCAGCAGCAGAGCGCGGCCGGCAGCCAGAAGGAAGGUCCAGAGGGUGCAAACCUCUUUAUUUACCACCUUCCACAGGAGUUUGGAGACCAGGACAUCCUGCAGAUGUUCAUGCCUUUUGGAAAUGUUAUCUCUGCUAAAGUCUUCAUUGACAAACAGACCAAUCUGAGCAAGUGCUUUGGUUUUGUUAGCUACGACAAUCCCGUGUCUGCGCAAGCUGCUAUCCAGGCUAUGAAUGGCUUUCAGAUUGGCAUGAAACGCUUGAAGGUCCAGCUGAAGCGCUCCAAAAACGACAGCAAACCUUACUGAUCCUAACCCCAGAGGCUCCCUGCUCUUAUUUUAGCUUUCUUAGGGUAAGUCCCACGAGCCAGCCUGGGCUCAACAGGAAAGGCAGAGGAGGACCACAUUGCCAACUUUUACCAAGAGAGACGGUUAUUUUUACAAUAAGGCCUCCAUCACCCCCUCCCGGGCCCCCUAUCCAGUUCGCCAUAAACUCUGGCUACCUUGUUUCUAUCGAGUAAACUCCUCCUCCACUUGUACCACUGUAUUCUCCUUUGUUUUGCGAUUUGAAUCUCCUUUUACCUUUUUUGUUUUUUGUUUUUUGCUUUUUUUAAAGAAAAACACAUACACAAUAAAUGACAUCUUAACAACUUAAAAGGCAAACAAAGGCUAACGUGCAAUUCUAACUCUGAGACCCACCCCCCUCCCCCUCCCCCACCCUGUGCCCCAGAGCACUGCCUGGAGAAUUCGCCCCUCCUGCCCGCGCCCACCCCGCAGAGGGGCGCCAGCUGUUCAUAGAGGGUAAGGCGGUGGCCUAGCGCGAGAGAAAAGCCAGGAGAAGCACUUAAAAACAAUACAAAAUGUCUUUCCACUACAUUUGGUUUGUUUUAAUAAGUAGGAUUUUAUUUUAGUGUUCAAAGAAACAUGACAUUUAUUGGUCAGAUUAUUACACUGGUUGUCUAUUUUGUUAUUGUUUUAUUUUAGUUUUUAGAAAGGAUUAAUGUAAAAAAAGAUUUAGAGAUCUGUUUCUUAAAGCUACAGGGUUUAAAAAUUAAAAAUGAGUGAAAAUACUUGAUGUUUCUUGAAAGAUAAAUUUAAUAAUAAAUAAGUAAUACAUAAAUACUACAUAAAAAGAAAGCCACAGGCCUGUAAAUUUUAUUUGUAAAAAAAGCAUUUCUAUUUUUGUACAAAAUUUUUACUGCCUCAGAAAUAAUGGAAGUUAUUUAUUGCCUAUUGUUAACUUAUUGGGUACCUAAAGAGCAGCUCUCUGUGCUAGCCAGAUCCUUCUGAAGUAGUCUCUAGAGGAAUCGUUCUAGGAAUGGGCUUUUUUUCACCGUUGAACCCUAGGCCUCAAGUCCAUGCUUUAUCCUCUCGGUGUCUGUAUCUGUCUGAUGAUUUUGUUCGUAACUGCCAUUAUCUAGUUUACAGUUCAGUCGUCUGACUUUCCCCAUCUGUUACAUUCGUUGAAACUGGACCCUCUCCCCAUCCUUUGCCAGCCCCUCACCCCAAAACGCCCAGAAUCCAUCCCCUCUCCCUCUCCGGAUGGAUUCUCUUGGGUUCCUUUGUGCUGUGGAUAAAGAGUGUAAGAAAUGCAAAUUACGUGGAUGGCUCGUAGACUCCCUAAUGACCUAAAAUUUGCAUUAGUUUUUCUCCUGCACCCUGAAGAGUGAUUUUGUUGCUGCUGCGUAGAUUCUGUGUAACUUUUUACUCUCCCUGUUUUCUCCCUAGACAUCUUCAUGCCCGUUAGUUCACCGUUUGCCUAGCAUGUCCCUGUGGCGUCUCAAAAAAAAAGUUUCAUCGUCCCGUCAUUGUUUCUGAUGUCUUUCUGACCUCACAUCAUAUUCGGUUCUCCUACUGACCUUUGAUCUAGUUUGACCUUUGAAAUUUGCAUGUGACCUCAUCUAGCUAUGAAUUCUGGGAAGUCAAUGUGAAAAACAUUGCUGCAUUCAUGCAAGACUGAAAUUUAUUAUUACACAAAUUAAUAAUAGGAAAAAAACCUGUGGCAAAAAUGUUUCUUUUUUUUUCUUUUCUUUUCAUAAAACAGACUUGAAAGUAUUAUACAGGGAUUGGCAUUCUUCCCGGUCACUGGUAACAAUAGCAAUAUGUGUCCAGGGACACAGAAUGUUGGUUUCUAACAGACUACUUCCAAAAACAGUUUGAGAAAAAAACUGUCUGAUUUUAAGUCUCUAGAGGUCUGUAAUAGUUUUUACAUUUUUCAGGCAGUGUAAAGUUUUUUGAUAAGGCCAUUUUAGGUGGCUCACUUUCUCAUUAAGAUAUAUAUAUAGAACCACUUUUUGUAGAUUAGUAUAAGAAAAAUAUUUACCCUGUUUUGGGGCAAAUGCUACCUAUUUGUGUCACCUUUUGCUGAACUGACUCACAGUUAGACAAUCCAUGGUUUAAUGCACAUGAAAUUACCUAUAUUUUAUACUGUUUCAAUGUACAGGAGAAAGGUUACUGUAAACUGUGUUAACGUUGGUGCUUCUGUGAAUUAAGUUGUGGUUUCAUCAUAAGUCUUAUGGUCUUAAUGUUCUUUGUUGAUAAGACAAGUUUAGAAUUGGUUUACUUAAAACAAAAAAGAAUUUCAAAAAAAAGUUGUUUGCUUACAAAAAAUUUCAUGUGAGGGAAAAAAGAAAACCUAUUCCAGAGUAAGUUUUGUGUUGGCUUGUAAAGCAUUGAUGUCAUUUUUUUUUUUUUGUGGACUAUUUAGGUGUGUUUGUGUUCAGCAAAAUGUGAUUUUUUUUUUCUUUUAAAGAAAAAAAGUGAAAAUAUAUAGUGCCAAAUUCCAAAGGUACUUCCUUCCUAGAGCUUCAGUGUGUUUCUUGUGAGAAGUAAUUUGAUAACAUGGGUAUUUUAUUAUGUGUUUUGUAUAAAUCCCUAAUAUUUAAAAAACAAAAAACAACAAAAAAAAAGAGGUUAAAAAGUUUGUUAACUUGCUAUCCUGUGGUCUUGUUGCCUGAAAUUGUUAUUGUUUGUUAUUUCUCUAUGAUGUUUUUUGUAAGACAUUGUAUAAGUGCCCAUGUCUCACUUUUUUAACCACUCUGAACAUCAAUGCUGUGACGGCAACCUCACAAUGUAUUUUCUUCAUGAUAUAUGGAAACCUCUAAGGUGAGAAAGUUUUGAACUUUUAACCCUUUCUACCCAGCGCUAUCUGGAAUGUUAACUUUUUAUGCUGUCAUCAUUUUCAUUUGUUUUGGGGUGUUUCUAAUUUGGAUUUUUUUCCUGCAUAUAUCUUUGAGUUGUUUCUGUCUUUACUACUACUUUAUCCUUUGGUUGAGAGCCAAAAGAAAGGAAAAAAAUAACACUUUAAAAAGAGUUACUGGAUAAACCUUCUGAGGGGAACAGUAGCUAGUCAAGCACCUAAAUAAACCUUAAAUUCAAUAUGCUUUUGAGAUCAGGUUAGUGGUAUGUUCCAGUUUAGAAUAAUUUCAUAUACCUUCCAGUUAAAUGGCUUUGUGAUGAUGGGGUAGUCUUUUGAGGGAUUUUUGGUUUUCUUACAUAUUCCCAAAUUAAUGUUUCUUAUCAGCCAUUGUGCAGUGGAUACCUCUGAAUAAGCCAGGUGUCUGGAGUUAGAAGUUGACAAUCCUUUUCCCUGCCUUUUUGUUUCUUUUGAAUUGAAUGCAUCUAAAGGGGACUGACCAUCAAAGGCAAACUCAGUUCAUCACAGUUACUGACCAAAUACCUAGCACCCGUUCCUGCUGCCACUUUCUAAAGCGCCAUAUUUCUUUGACUUUCACUUCAUGUGAGCAGGUCUCUUGCUGUCCUGACAAACCCCAAAGUCAUCCCCACAGUCCCAAAACACACUCCUGCCUUUCUGGAAGCUUCUUUGUCUCUCUAAUGGAGUUCAGAAACUGCUGGCUCCAUUUCCUUCCUCCUUUUCCCGCUCACCACCCUGUUUGGUUUAAUAUGUGUGUGGAUGUGAUAGCCCUGGGAUGGAAAGGACUAGCCUCUAAUAAUGAUGCAAAAAAAAAAAAAAAAAAGUUUCCUUCUUAUAGCACAUGCACUUACAAUGAAAUGAUCUGUAUUAUCCUCACACGUGUUUACUACUGCUGGGGCCUUCCUUCAUCCUUCGAGGGCUAUUUUGUACUUCCUGCAGCAAACAGCUGAAUAACAGAGGUUAUCGCACUUGUCUCUCGUGUAGAUGAUAAUAUGGUGGUACACAGAUACAUCCAUAAGAACACAAGACAACACACCAUUUGAAUUUCCUAGACUGUCUCAUUUAGAACCUCUUAGCAAGUAUACAGAAAUCUUAAACCAUUUUUUCCCAUUUCUUCACUGAAGCCAGAAGCGCUCCAGUGCCCUCCUCCCACUGCCUGCAUCUCCCCCAGGGGAGCUGAGUGCACUGACAAGAAGCUCAGGGUGGGCACUUAGAGCUGAGUGUUUAUUCUGCAGGCAACCAAGACAGACUGUCUGUUACAGGGAAAGUCUUUUUUUUGGAGGGGGGGGGGCAUGUUUCAUUGCUAAAAAGAUAACCCUCCUCAAAGACAAGUUGUCCUUUUCUUCACUUUCUCUCUUAAUAUCAAAAGGAAAAAGCUGCAAGGGUGCGAAGGGCCUGUGCCAGAAGAUAAAACAAACACACAGGGAAACUGCUUUUUUAAAAAUCAAGUGUAGACAAUAGUCAUUUUUAAACUAAAUUAGAGAAUUGCGAUCAAAUGGCAGUCCUCAAAGGCGUAACAAGUUCAUCUUUCUUUCACCAUAGGGGUUAUAGUUCUUUGGCUUGUGCUACUCUGGACUCAUUUUACUGUUUCUGUUUUUAUUAUCUUAAGUGCUAAUUAACAAGAAGAAAUAAAAUUUUAAAAAAACCUGUAGUUUCAUUACCUUUUUGAAUAAUGUCAUACAAAAAAAUGUAUUUGUGUUUUUUUGUGCUGUGAGAAUUGUUGUUUGUAGAUUAAUAAUAUCAUUUUGUUUAGAAUUACAAAAUAGUUUUUAAAUAUUGUCUGAGAAAAGCCAAAGUUAAUGCAACCUAGUGGAAAACUGUAAGACCAUUUGAGUAUUGUUUCUGUUUUAUUGAUGCAUUUGGAUUUUGUUGUUUGAUGGAAUUUGAGCCAAAAAAAAAUACGCAGGCUUUCCUAUUUCUACAACUGAUUGUACUUAUGCAUUUUGUACCAGUGGAACUUUUUAUACUGGAGAUUAAAAAAAAAUGGAAAUUUUUGUGGCUUACUCUAGUGGGCCCCCUGACAAUGACUGAUUUCAAGUUUGAUUUCUGGUUGAUAGAAAGAAAGUUGCUUUUCUUUUGAGAAUUAAAAACUUUGGCUUGAUUUCUUUUUUCCCUUUGCUUAUAUCUAGCAUUAGAAUUUUGUCUUAAAAUACAGCGGUAAGUUUCACUUUUUAUUCUGUAUUGUGCAGUUACACAAUAAGGUAAUUAGAUUUAGAAGUACUCAGUCACUUUAAGUGGAUAAAUGUAUUAGUUAAAACUUUAGGGGUUUGCUUUUUUGCUGUUUAGAUCAAAGUUUUUUCUGAUUCUUCUGUCCUCAUUGUGAACAUAACCGUGUAGUUGAAACAGUCAAACUUAUUUUUGUAACGUAUGUUAUUGUGUGAUGCAGUUUUUUGCUUCUGUCUCCAAUAUUAAACCAUUUUCCUAAUA